This is a messenger RNA of Ruditapes philippinarum (Manila clam), 863 nucleotides long. Its product is annotated as calmodulin-A-like. The coding region runs from base 139 to 588 and encodes 149 amino acids. The record is from RefSeq and is a predicted model, not a curated record. Lineage: Eukaryota; Metazoa; Mollusca; Bivalvia; Venerida; Veneridae. Gene Ontology annotation, molecular function: calcium ion binding; enzyme regulator activity. The transcript is spliced from 5 exons.
GCGUCACAUAUUUCAAUAGCAUCUAUCAAUUAUAUUCAUUUCAAUGUAUAUUAGAUAUUAAGUCAUAACUGUCAAAAGGAGUAAGAUUUUGUGUGUGUGCGUGUGUGUAAAAGUGGAAAUCUCUUAAAUAUAACAAAAAUGGCUGACAAAUUAACAGAAGAGCAAAUUGCUGAAUUCAAGGAGGCGUUUAGUUUGUUUGACAAGGAUGGUGAUGGCACAAUCACAACAAAAGAGUUGGGAACAGUAAUGAGGUCCUUGGGGCAGAAUCCUACAGAAGCAGAGUUACAAGACAUGAUUAAUGAGGUGGAUGCCGAUGGAAGUGGUGCGAUUGAUUUCCCAGAAUUCCUUACUAUGAUGUCACGUAAACUGAAGGAUACAGACGAUGACGAAGAAAUAUGCGAGGCGUUCCGAGUUUUUGAUAAAGACGGUAACGGAUUCAUCAGUGCGGCUGAAUUGAGACAUGUAAUGACUAAUCUCGGAGAAAAACUUACAGAUGAAGAAGUUGAUGACAUGAUCAGAGAGGCUGACAUUGAUGGAGAUGGCCAAGUCAACUAUGAAGAGUUUGUCGCCAUGAUGAGGGGGAAAUAGCUAUUCAACGUUUUCCUGAAUUAGUUAUAAAUUUCUACAGUCUAUAAAAUUUAAUAUUUAAAUGCUGUCCAAAAAGCAAAAUGUACAAAACUUUUACAGAUAAGCUACAGUUAUUUGAUUCACAUACCGCGGGUACACUGGAAUCAUUAUUGUACUAAAUCUUUAUAUGUAUGUGAUUGGUUGUGACGCUUCAUCGUUGUAGUUAUAACUAACAUAUUUAAUUUAUAUACAUUUGUAUAAUAUCGUGUUAAGUGAAAAAAAACAUUCGCCUUUCU